Molecule: messenger RNA, 2179 nt
Organism: Chara braunii
Lineage: Eukaryota; Viridiplantae; Streptophyta; Charophyceae; Charales; Characeae
Source: the annotation of a GenBank genome assembly
CGUAGCACCCUCUGAAAAAAACGGAGUUUGACGGCCCGUUUCUCACACUCCACCGUUAUGUUGUCGUGCACGUCCCCAUGUCGUUUGGCCUUCUGCGUUCCUCGUCCGCCAUCUCCUUCCCAGUUCUCCUCCUUCGGCCAGUCAUCUCAUUGUUCGCUGCUUGUCCCUGAAUCUCUCUGUGAUCAUGGCCUCUGCCAGUGAUCCCACGGGACUGUCCUGCAUACAGGACUGGGGGUAUACCGAGUCCCAGUACGGAACACAGGGACCAGACAAUGCACCGCCUGCGGUGCCUGCACCCGAACAAGCAGGAAUGUACACGCAGCUUCCCUCUGCAUUUAGUCGGGACUGUGGGUCCUUGAACGGGACAGGGAGCGAAACUCAGUGGCCCUUCGAAGACGGUGUGGGUACACAAGUCCCGUCUUCACGGCCUUUGGGGACACUGGGACAGGUGGGCAUGCGUGUCGGGAGUGGGGUUAGAUCAUCGGACCCCGCUUUGUCACAGGUUCCAGAACCGCAUGAUGUGACGGGCAGGGUGACACAUGUCCCAAAAAGUGAUUCUGGGACACCCUUGCCUGGCUUCUGUACACCGAUUCAGCCCAUUGGUGGUUUCUCUUUCGGGGCUUCGGGUGAAGAUGAGCACAGUUUGCGGGAGAGUCUAAGGAGGCGUGCCAUUGCAAUGGCGGAAGGGCACUCAUCUACUCCACAUUGUGCACAACAUUUGUCUUUCCACUCUGAUGUAGCUCCACGUGACAACUGUCGUGCUGGGUCUUCUGGUUUGUCACCCAUCACUUCCGCCGACCACGUUACCAGUGCUUCUCCUACACAGAGGGGGGGGGCUGCCACCACGCCACCGGUGUCAGACGUGGCCGGAGGAGCAGGUGGGUCCUCGUCAUCUCCGGCAGGACAUGGCAUCCCAUAUAGCCCAAGCGUGGCAUCUCAGCAUCACGUUCCAUCGGAGUACUUGAUAAAUCGGCUAAUUCGGGACAUUGAGGAUGGCAUUUCCCCCGCUCAUAAUGCUGCAGACACUGCAGCUGCGGACAAUGUCGGUGGCAAUGCAGCUGCCCCUUCACGAACACCUCCUCGCCAAUCCGGUGAUCUGACGCCUGUGAAUGGCACACCCACCCGGGCCGAUGCCCGCGGUCAAUCUAGCCAGAGCCCUUCGGGGGUAGUCUGUGAGGCAGGAACUUCUCCUGCUGCACGUCCCCAGGGACAGCAAGGUCGGGCAUGUCCCUCUGAAAAGAACAAGGACCGUUGGGGGGAGGACGAGACUACAUGGUUGUGCCGGUUCCGCAAUGAGGUGAAGUUGCUGAUGAUUGAGGAUACAGAGGCAUACGGAUGGGCAGGGGUGAAGGGGAACUUCUGGAAGUUCGUGGAGCUGCGUAUGAAGGCGAAGGGUUACAAUCGCGAUCACAAGCAGUGCAAGAACAAGUUCAACCAAGUGAUAGAGUACUACCAGAAACUGAAGUGUCAUGAGCGAUGGUCCGGACUUCCGAGCUACUGGGACAUGAACAGCACGAGACGGAAAAAAUACAACGUCGAUUUCGUACUGCGUCAAAGUUGGUAUGACAUCAUCGACUCCGUUGAGAAGGACAUGGACUCUAUAAACCUAACGUAUUUGAGAGACGGCGGUGACGACCCUCGGCGGCACAUGGACACUGACGACAUGGCCGAUGCAGAUGGAGAGACAGAGGGGGUGAGCGAUGACCCAGCCGGCGGAAGCAGAGAUGCAUCCGGCGGCUCACGAUCGACAACUUUUGAACCCAUGCUCGGAAAGAGAAAAAUAGCAAUUUCCAAUGCACGUGAGGCCAGCGUGCAAGCCGUGACAAGCGCAAUGCGUGACCACACGACUGCGCUCACACGAUCCGAUCGAGAGUGUGCGAAGAUGCGAUGUGACACCACGCGUGAUGUGGCAAAGCAACAGGCUGAACUGGCUACACAACUAAUGCAGCAGGACGUAGCUGGGCGUGAGAGGGUGGCCACCAUUGUCGGGGAUAGGGUCGAGAGUGGAUACAACCGCCUGGCAGAUGACAUUCUCAUGAUGGGAUCCCGAAGGAGGAGUCGUUCAUCUAAUGAUCCCCGUUCCAGUCAGUCUGAGUAAGGUGUGCCAGUGAGUCUGUGGAAACUGAUUGCAGUCUCUAUGGGUCUUUCAGAGCUUUUCCACGUGCUAAGCGUUGGUCUA